This is a messenger RNA of Thyridium curvatum, 2802 nucleotides long. RefSeq lists its product as uncharacterized. The transcript has 3 exons. Bases 1 to 2802 code for a protein of 933 amino acids. Gene Ontology annotation, cellular component: cytoplasm. Gene Ontology annotation, biological process: signal transduction; protein phosphorylation. Gene Ontology annotation, molecular function: protein kinase activity; ATP binding. The record is from RefSeq and is a predicted model, not a curated record. NCBI's taxonomy places the organism in Eukaryota, Fungi, Ascomycota, Sordariomycetes, Thyridiales, Thyridiaceae.
AUGGCUCAAAGUGAGCCUCCGCCCCCGGAGCUGUCCUCAUCAAAUGCCGAUGGCCGCAUCCCCCAUAAAUUUUGGAGGAAGCUCUUGGGUCGGAACAAUGUCCCUUCGGAUCCAGCACCAGAGCCUCCAAAGCCGCAGGAUCCCAGCGCCGAUGAUGAAAUUCGCCCAGAGCUUAUCCGCCGGGUGCCAAGGGAGGUUGUCCCUGGCUUGCCCCGAGCGAAGACGUUCAAAAGACAACAGUCUGAGCUCCGAGAGAACCUUGAGCCUGUCCAGCCCACACCUGCUGAGAGACGUGCUCUCUCCAUGGACAGAAGGUGGCACGCGUCUCAAACCAGCUCACAAUGUCCCUCUAAUCCGAGGACAAGCGCCCCAGAUAUGGUCGAUCGGUCGAUCAGUGAGACAUCCUCGGUCCCUUCCCUCCCUGCAAGCCCUGUCGAGGGCAGAAUGCUGGACAGCGUAGAUGAGAUGGCAUCGUUGAGCGAGAUCCAGAUGCAGGUCCCCGCGACUGAGUAUCGGCCGCUGUCACCUACGAACCCCCCGAGCCUGCCCGACGAUGCAUCUAUGACAACAUCGCAGUACGACCAAAUGAUACACGACGAGCUGGAGCAGAGAUGGAUUCUCAACCUAUCCAUGCACUUUCGUGACAGGACCAAAAGGGAGAAAUUCUUCGUGACCUUCCGCCAGGACAAUGCCCACUGGCGACGCGUGACCAUCUCUCUCGACUAUCGCAAUGCCCCCGAAGACUCGCUCGAGAUGGAUCUGUUCCAUACCAAACAUCAGCGCGACAAAAAUGCCAAAAUUUACGAGGCCAUUCGAGAGAGCCUGGAAGAUAUCCAGUUCUAUGAAACCGUGACCAACCUCAAGCUGCAGACAACCGACGGCAGACUCCAUGUACAUGUUGUUGAGGAUGUAAAUGAAGUGAUUGAACACCCCAAUGUGAACAUGGUGAAGCAUCUCGGGUGUCCCCGUAUCAGGGAGAAGGAUAUCGAGUUUGACUCUCACAUGUCUGGCUUUGUCUACAAGGUCAGAGUCGAUGGACGACUCCUCAUCAAGAAGGAGAUCCCUGGCCAGGAUACAGUGGACGAGUUUCUCUAUGAGGUCAAUGCCCUCCAUCAUCUCCGCGAUUCUCCCAACGUGAUAGAGUUCUUUGGGGUGGUAGUAGAUGACAAGGAAGAGAAGAUCAAGGGCCUCUUGAUCAGCUAUGCCGACCAAGGCGCUCUCAUUGACAUCAUCUACGACCAUGAUCAUACACUGCCGUGGGUCACUCGUGAGAAAUGGGCGCGGCAGGUCGUUCAAGGCCUCUCUCACAUCCACGAGGCGGGCUUUGUCCAGGGCGAUUUCACCCUGUCCAACAUCGUUAUCGAUAGCGAUGAGAACGCGAGAAUUAUAGACAUCAACAGGAGAGGCUGCCCUGUUGGCUGGGAGCCGCCAGAGGCAACGCCGUUGAUUGAUACGGGCCAGCGCAUCUCGAUGUAUAUCGGGGUCAAAUCGGAUCUGUUCCAGCUGGGCAUGGUGCUCUGGGCUUUGGCAGCCCAGGAGGAUGAGCCCGAGUCUUCAGGCCGCCCGCUCACUUUCGACGAGGACCUCAGACAGACCACUCCUGAAUGGUACCAGCGCAUUGUACAGAUAUGUCUGAGCCCCGAUCCUCGAAGACGAGUCCAUGCCACCGACCUUCUGCGGCUGUUCCCCGUCUACCCGACAAAGACUGAAGGCCACGGCGUUGCAGACAAGAAGAAUGGUCACAUUAUCAGGACGGGGCAGCCGCCGAGCUCCUGGCAGUUUGAUCCUCACUACUACGUCAAUCCUGAUCUUGGCGAUCAGACUUACGCCUACCCUCCUCGAGGCCGGUCGCCGCCCAGUCCGUUGCCAAGCAAUCAUGACGGCGAUAGGCCAUAUUGGUCUCGAGGCUAUAGCUACGGGGGUGGGCACAGCACCUCGGCCAGUAGUGUUCCCGAGUCGAUGCCACAAGAGUAUGCUCCGUCAGAGAAAGCCUCGAAGUUCGGUGAAAGUCGCGAAAUAAGCGUGGAUGCGGUUGUCCACGAGGCCGGGAUGACUGGGCCCCAGGGCAAGGCUUUCCUCGAACACAACGAUGAGACCCCAAGGGUCGAGAAAGAAGGGCUGGAUAUCGGCUCAGCGGGUGGCGAUGCAGCGCCUCCUCCAGAGUCUGCACACGCUAGUUCGGAAGAAGAACGGCCGGCAGAGCAGUGGGGUUCAAAUGAUGCAAAGGAGAAGAUGAUCGUUCCUGAAGUGCGGGUGGAUACUGCUCCAUCAGACUUGUCAGAGAGCCAUGUUGAUGAGGAUGAGGUGAAGCCCACGUCGAGCCCGCGGGCCGCGUCGUGGCACAUUGAAGACCAGCAAAGAGACACAGUCUCCUCCACGGGAGCCGAACCGGGGAGCACAGGACCCGGACCAUCAGAAGAUGAUGGUGAUGAGAAGAUACAGGACCAAAGCGAAAGAUGGGAAGAGGCGCACCCUCAGGAACACGCAGGCGACAUACAGAUGAAGCACAGCGCAAGCAGUGACAAGGACGGCAGCAGCAGCAGAAGCAAGCUGGACAAAGUCACGACUGAUACGUUGUUCGAGUCUUCUGACCCGCCGCCCGUCGGCCCCGGCUCGGAGGCGGCUUGCAGGAGCCCUGCCGCGGCCACGGGCGGCACCGUGGCAGAAGACUUGCAAGGGAUCGGGUCGGCUCACGAGUCGAGUGCCGGGGGCGACGAGUCGCCGACCACGCACGAGACGAUGGAGCACGACCUGGGGCUAUUGACGACCACGCACCAACCGACAGAUCACGAAGCCACAUGA